Messenger RNA from Pyrenophora tritici-repentis Pt-1C-BFP, 1184 nucleotides. RefSeq lists its product as uncharacterized. The record is from RefSeq and is a predicted model, not a curated record. Lineage: Eukaryota; Fungi; Ascomycota; Dothideomycetes; Pleosporales; Pleosporaceae.
GAGCACGAACGACGAACUGCGUACGGCAUGGCUUUCUUCAUAUCGCGAUCAUGGCGGUUACCCAAGAUCAUAUGGUUUCUCAUGAUGUUUGAGCUACCGUUUACCGUCGCUAAUCUUGCGCUUUUCGGCAUCGCAUCGCCAAACCUCUAUCGCACCAUCUUGUGGCGGGUCGGAGGGGAAAUGGGCUUCAAUUCCGACCCGAGCACCAUCCUGUACGCAUAUGCAAACUACCGGCCAGUCAAUAUACCCUUGGUAUGGAGCAGCUUCGCAACACAGUACCACCUUGUCAUUGGCGUCGUGUGCAUGUUCUUCUGGCUAGUCAAGGCUACCCUUUGGCUCCUCAAGGUCUUCUUUCCCAUCCUAUCGCUGCUACUCCACAUCGGUCUUACGUGCCUUUGGGCAUAUGGCAUCCACAUCCAGACGUCGCCCGACACCAUCGACCCGCGGCGCCAGAACAAGGGUGCGCCCUGGUAUCUCACCAAGAACUGCAAUAUCGUGGAAGACAAACACAUAAAAAGUUACUGUAUGCAAGCGAAGAGUAGCUUUGCAGUCAGCAUCAUCAUGAUGUCUAUUUACGCCGCGUUUGUGAUUCUAUCUAUCUACUCUCUCAUCCCCACUUCCGCACAAAGACAAGCCCACGCCGCCAAACAAGCCGAGAAGAAGGCCGAAAAGGAGAAAUGGGCGUCGUCGCCAUACGACAACGAGAUGACAGCCGAGGAGCAAUGGCAGCAUAUGUGGGAACUCCAACAACUACCGCGUACUCCAGGGACCAUUGGUGGAAUGAAGAGCCCUAUGACGCCGCGCACACGAGCUUUCAGCGACCUGGGUGGCGAGGAGGCGGCACACGGGGGCUAUUACAGUAAUGUCCCAGCCGCAGGGAAUGGGUGGUAUGGUCCACCACACCAUGGGGGCAUCGCGGUGCAGACCGUUAGUCCAGUAAUGGAGCAAGACGAAUACCAGUACCAUUACGGUCAGGAAGGAAAAGGAAAGGCGCCGGGUUGGAGUGGUAAUGCAUAUUGAUUGCGUCGUAUCUAAAUCGUCUUGCUUUUUGUUAUGGGAACAGGCGUUUGAGCGUGUGACUUUUCGAGAUACCAACUUGGGAACUAAGGGAUUCACUCAUUACUGGAUCAUGAGGAAACUGGGACAUACCUACCAGGAUAUCUAUAUUAUUAUUGUAUUACCUU